CAAUAAAUUUCUUAUUGUUAAUAGAACCACAAAGAAUGGAAGAAAAGGUGCAACUAAGAGAGACUUUAAUCAAGAGUGGAAAAGACGAUUCAGAUGAGCAAAGUAUACGUACUGCCAGCAUUAGCUCAUCAAUUUAUAACCUAAUAAAUGGUAUUUUAGGGUCAGGUAUUCUGGUAUUACCCAUGUCUGUCUCAAAAUUUGGUUGGCUUCUAGGAGUUUUGUUCCUAGUAUUGUUCGCAUUCCUUUCCGCAGUUACCUGCUACCUUCUCUCUGAAAUUUACUACUUUACAGGUAGUACAACAUACGCAGGAAUGGGAAGAGAGCUUUUCGGGAAACCAGCGGAAUACAUUAUCAACUGCAUCCAAGUUCUCUACGGCCUCGGCGCACUUUUCAGCUAUACCAUCGUUGCUGCAGAUGAAUCUCACUACGUCAUGGAAAAAUUCCUGGGGUCUGUGAAGCCGAGUUCAUGGAUGUACUGGUUUGUCGAUCGAUCGAGUCUUCUAUCAAUCAUUACUCUUCUGUUUAUCAUCCCUCCUGCCCUUCUCCCUCGGAUGGAUCAUCUUCGCUUCACAUCCUUCGUCUCCAUAGGAGCCAUCGCAUAUCUACUCAUUGCUCUCAUCAUUCGAAUUCCUACAACGGGAGCGUGCGCUUUAGCCGAUCAAGCCACGUUCGCUUGCUCCACACUUCAGCAGUGUGUGAUUCAGAACGAUCCCUCCCUAGUCGAGUAUGCCAACCUCACGGCCUGCUUGGAAGGUUGCGAGCAUUGUACGGUCGAAAGCUCAUCGCAUCAUUUUACCGCGAUUGCUUUUGCUGCGGGAGCUUUCUUUUCUCUCCCAUUCUUCUGCUUUUCAUCGACUUGCCAAGUGCAGUUCGUCCCUGUUCUGGCUGAAAUGAAAGAACCCACAAGGAAGAACGUGGUUACGGUGCUUGCGUGGUCGUUCCUAUCGAUUUCGGUUAUCUAUGUGAUAGCUGGAGUGACGGGUUACUACUCUUUCUGCGGUUAUAUUGUGGGAAUCUGCGAAUUCAAUGAGGAUUAG
Blastocystis hominis is the source of this 1037-nucleotide messenger RNA. RefSeq lists its product as hypothetical. Gene Ontology annotation, molecular function: amino acid transmembrane transporter activity. Lineage: Eukaryota; Bigyra; Opalinata; Blastocystidae. The record is from RefSeq and is a predicted model, not a curated record. The coding region runs from base 36 to 1037 and encodes 333 amino acids. Gene Ontology annotation, biological process: amino acid transmembrane transport. The transcript is spliced from 5 exons.